AUGGGCGUGGUGGACGAGACGUUUUGGGACGAAGACUCGUACGAUGCCGCGCUCGAUGAGGAGCUGCUGGACGAGCUCGGGGCAGAGGGCACGUUCUACGGUGGCGGAAAGGCGCGGCCGUUUGUCCGUCGCCGCUCGCCAGACGUCAUCCGCGUUGUCAUCCGUCGGUCGCGCUCGCGCUCGCCGCAUCGUCGCUCGGGGUCGCUGUUGAGCAAGAGCUACCGUGACAAGGCCGACGAGGCCGACGAGAGCAAGUCGGCGGAGUCAUCGUCGUCGUCAGACUCGACUGAGGACGAGACCGAGACCGAGUCGUCCGAGGCGGCAGCGGAUCCGGCGGGAGUGUGGCCGGCGACCGAGUCCGAGUCGGACGGGGAGGAUGAGGAUCCGGCGGCGGCGGCGGCAGCAGCAGCGGCGGCCGAGGCGGCGGCUUGGGCGGCGGCACGCGAGGCCAAGCGCGCAGAGCGCGAGGCCCGGCGCGGGCGGAACGUCGCCGGGCGGAAGCGCGGGAGAGAGAAGGGCGGCGGCGAGCGGCAGCAGCUCGACUUGGUCUCGACUGCGCCGUCGCCGACGCUUGAUGCCGACCUCGCCGCGGCCCGGGCCCGACAGGCGGAGCUCCUUGCCGCCAUUGCCGACAAUGCGGCGCGCAGCCGCGCGAGCGCGCUCGCCGACGCGCAGGCGGCGCUCAAGACGGCGCUCGCCAACGAGGCCGCUGUUGUUGCCGCGCAUGGUGAGCGGUCACGCAAGAGUCGCGACGCGGGCAAGGCGACCAAGGCCGCGCGUGCGGCGGUGCAGGCGCUUGAGGACGAGGAGCAGCUUGCAUGCGAGCUGCAGGCGGCGUCGGCAAGCCGCGCGGCGGCGCUCGACGGCUUUCGCGACGAGGCCGGGGCUGUGACCAGGGCUCUCCGCGAGGCUUACGCGGCGGUGAGUGAGGCCUGCAGCGCCCAGACUCGGGCCGGCAAGGCUCGAACUGAGGUUGCAAGCUUGCAGCGCAAGAUGGAGAGCUGGAACGCGCGCGGCGACGCGCUGGUCAAGGCCAACAUCAAGGACUCACCCAAGCUCCGCCGGGCGUGGCUCAUCACCCAGGACGAAAAGGUUCGCCUCAGCGAGAUGGAGACGGUGCUCGAGCAGCUCCGCGGCCUCGCAGUCUUGCAGGAGCGCAGCCUCGACUGCGUCAUCCGGUCGGUCGUCUCGACCUCGGUCUCGCUCGAGACGCAGCGGACUGCGCCGGCGACCUCACGCGACGCGCGGCUCUCGGCGGUUCAGGGCAUGAGCGACACCAUCGACGAAUCGAUUGUUGAUUGGGCCGGCACGCUCCGCGAGGGGCUCGCCAUAACCGAGUCCAGUCUCGCCAAGCAGGUUUUGUCAGGCGACCCGGAGCUCGCGGCCACCGUAGCAGCGUCGGGCGCAUCGUCGGCCGCCGCCGAAGCUGCCGUGGCCCAGCUCGCGCGGAUGGAGGCCAAGACGCGCAACCCCAACGCGGGCCUCCCGGCCCUCAUGCUCGAUGCGCUCAACCCAGACCACCUUGAUAUCAUCAACGCCGCUCGCGACAAAAUCCUCGUCGCCGGGCGCAAGUGGUGUCUGGCAGGACCGCGGCGCGGUGUGUUUGGCGGCAUCGAGUGCGAGUUCUCUGUUCAUCGCAUGCCGAGAGCGAUGACCAUGUCGCUGGUGAGCGUGUUCCCAGAGUGGGUGAAGCCAUGCCACGGUCGGGCUGCUGUGGCCGAAACUAACGCCGUUGUGGUGCCGAUCUCUCAAUAUGCCGCAGCCGAUCUUGCUGAUUGGUCAGCCAUUGCGGCCGGCGAGAAGGAUGUGCUGCUGGAGAACUUUGUGGCGCUAGCAGAGGCUGUCGAGGCCGCGCUGGCCGCCAGAGCGCGAGCUGCAGGCGCGCCGCCGUACGUCUUUGACUUUACCGACCCCGCGUCGGGCAUUCCACAGCGAUCGCAGCCCGGGCCGUCGACGUAUGCGGACGUGACGCACACGCUGACACUCCUCCGCUACCCGACGGUCAUCUCUGGACCGUGCACCAUGCUGUCACACCCCGAAUGGGGCACCGCGGUGUAUCCAACGACCAUGUUCUCGACCGCCUCGCCGUCGCUCGUAACCGGCGCGCUCGACGACGUCUUUGGCAGCGGCAGCAGUCUGUGA
Messenger RNA from Thecamonas trahens ATCC 50062, 2142 nucleotides. RefSeq lists its product as uncharacterized. NCBI's taxonomy places the organism in Eukaryota, Apusomonadida, Apusomonadidae. The transcript has 3 exons. The coding region runs from base 1 to 2142 and encodes 713 amino acids. Gene Ontology annotation, biological process: cobalamin metabolic process. The record is from RefSeq and is a predicted model, not a curated record.